UCCUCCCGGCAGCCGGCGCCGGCUACCAUUCUGCAGCCCCUUCCAGGCUUCCACUACACCUUUCUUUUCUCCAUCUGCACGUUCGAGCAGCGACAAAAUCCGGCGAGUUAUGAGCCCUAUGCGAGCAGCAUUGGGUACAGCUCGGCUCUCAUUCGCCGGAUUCGUCCUCCUCGGCUCCUUCUACCCAGAUCUGGCAACUUUUGGUGGGGACCCUUUGCGCUCGUCCAUCUGGACGUGCUCCUCGUUUGGAGCACUGUGGAGGGACGAUGGGGUCCGCUGCGUGUCAUCGACGCCGGAGACACGCGGCCAGAGCUGCUCUUGAUGGUCCUCAAGGCUACCCCGAUGGGGGUCCUGUGGCGGGACAACAAGGUCCGCCGCGUAUUGCAUUGUGCGCCCGGUGGCGGUGCCGUUCCCGUUCUGAUGGCAUGUGUCUUGGGCGGUUAAAAGUGCUGCUAUCAGCGCCACCUUCCACACUUCCUUGCUCUCCAAUGGCCUUCCCACCUUAGUGCCAUCGGCUCAUCAAGGCAGAGCUUCAGGCCAUGCUCAAGAUUGAGCCCAAAAUCUGCAACUGCUCUGCGGAUGCCGCACUGGAUGUCCGGGCGCCUGCUGUGGGGGAGUGGAUGGACAUGAAACGUGAUGAUGAUGACCGAGGCCAAGGAGGUAUGCAUCCUGCACUUGGGUCUGUGGUCUACGCAAGGUGCGGGGGCUUCUUACCAUUGCCAAAGCCCUGCUCGACUUUCUGCCGGUGCCGGAGCUGGUGACGCUCUUCUCUAUCGUGAUGCCCCUGCUUCCCAAUCAUGAAGGUUUCUUUGGGUGAAAACCCAGCUCUGGUCUACAGAUGGCUAAUGUGCCCUACUGCCCUCCUUGGAGGCGUUGUUAGGGACUUUGUGAGUUCCUUUCUCACAAUGGAUGGCCGUUUCUGCUCAGAUCAAUUAGGUGUCAAUGAUGAGGCCUAGUUUGCUAGUCAGUCUGUCAUUAGUGGUCCUAGUUUUAGUCUGGUUUCCCAAAAUAAACGAGCAUUGUAGGGUUUUGCCUCAGUUUCCCUUAAAAACGAGGUUGUUGAUCUGUGGUUGUGCCACAACUUAUCAAUGCAAAUUCCCUCUGGUGACCAUUAAAAAAAGAAGAAGGGAAAACAUAUAUUUCAUGGUGAAAUGGUGCAUUGCACAAGCAAUUAGAUAUGUGCUUCCUAUUUUCCCCACACACCACUUAGUACCCAAACAACCAUCAAACCGUAGGCAUUGUAUCUUGGGCAGUUUUGUGCAUGCACCAUUGUUCUCAGAUUUCCAAUAAUAAUUGAAAAAUGCAUCAAAUUUAGAUGUCAAUGUGCGAUUUAAGAAUUCCUAAGAAAUAAUUAGGCAUGUUUGAAUAGGGCCGCACAUGCUCGUAUAAGGAAAGAGCCCAAAGAAAUACAGCUUAUUACACCACAUAUAGCUGCUAGGUAUGCUACACUAUUACUUUCUUGUUUUUAGAUCCAUGCUUUGGAUCCUGUAGACCCAUACAACAUAAACGUAAGAUGAACAGCGGUACAGGCAUAACUGAAACCUAGGAGAAAAUAAAAGGGUUAUGGACAUUUAUAAGAAGUAUGUAUGCUAAUGCACUAACUAGUUUUUAAUUUGAAAAUUUGAUCUGCAUUUCUGAUUUUAAGCAAUAAAAUGCAGCUCUUCUAGGAGCUGCCUUGAAAAGGUAUAUAUAACCUCAAUAACUCUGCCAUAGGGAAAACUUAUCCUACUACUUAUAAUUAGUUUUUAUGCAUUGUAAGAACUGCAGUACAAUGUGGAAAUCAUAAUCUUAAAUGUAAUUUGGCUAGAACGUGUAAUAGUUAGUGCUACAUUUCUACAGCUAGUCAGAACAUUUUGUUUUGGACAUUGGCAGGUCCGAGUGUUUCCAUAGUCAUCCUUUAUAAAGGAUGGAUAGUUCCUGCAUAUUGCGGAGCUUAGUUCAAAUCCUAUGGCCUGGGGGGUGGGGGCAGCAAUAUUGCAGUAGAUAAGUAAUUCAUUGACACGACUUAAAAACUACUACUUGUGUUAAAGAACUACACAAUUCUAGGCCAACGUGGACCAUGGCCCCUUUUGGCCCUAAGAAAACUUUGCCUCUAGUUCCUGCUAUAAAUUCUAUAUUUAUGAGAAUCCCAUGUGUGACCUGGCAGUAGGAUUGAGAUCAUCAGGUCAAGUUUUGAUGUGUCUCAUGUACAUUGUUUUCUUUUAACUUUAAAAAAACCCACCUGGUUGCAAAUGUAAGUUGUUUUAGAAUUGUUUCUAAAUUGGAUUGGGAUAGACUAUUCAUUUAUUUGUGAGAAUGGUAGCAUUUGUUAAGAAGGGUGCAUAGAAGCUCUAGAAUGACUUACAUUUAGAGAAUAGUUGAGAAAGCUAAAAUGACCUACGUUUGCAAUCGGAGGGAGUAUCUGAUAUAUUCAUAUAUCUUUCGUGGGGGAGGGAAGGUAAGUCUGGAAAAGUGAGCAUGAGAGGGAGAGCCAUGCAUCACAUGUCAAAGGAACUUUGGCAUUUUUCUGAAAGCAAUAUUGAGCACUAUUACUUUAUCUUGCAUGAACAUUUGUGAAAGCUAGCUUACCAGCAUUCCUGCCAGCUCAGAAAAGUUAUUUGUAAAAGGUUUCAUGUGUACCGUGGGAAUUGUUCGUGACAAUUGUUUCCAACUCAAGCACCUUCAAUAUGUUGUUUGUACGCAAAUUAGUUUGUUUUGUUUAUUCUUGUAGCUGAAAAGAGUCUAAAACUAUGGAUGGGUUACAGAAAAGUACAAACCACAAUUGAGAUUUCUGGAAGUAUCAUCUAUGGCCUGUAGAUGGGAAAGCCACACGCCAAAGUUAUUUGCUCAUGAACAGCUUCAACAUACAAUUGUCUGCCUUAUGAUGGCAUCGCCACCCACCAUCACCUCUCUCAUGUGCCUAUUUAUUUUCUUGCCCUUUCUACUCACCAAAAUUAUUAAGAUGUUAUAAACAUAAUGCAUACCAGUUCACACAUCUGUAAAUGCAGCAAUCAGAUCAUCUUCCUUGUCUAUAGUUUAUUUAUUGUUUGAAAACUAUGUCCUGCACCAAGGGAGCUCAUACACAAUUACCUAUGCAUCUUCAUGAAAUAUGAACUUCAAAAAAGAAAUAGAAACCAAUGAACAUGCUUUUCCAAAUGUAAUGUGUUCUAUUAUGUUUAUACUGAAGGCCAAGGGCAAAAUUGGUAUACUAAUGAUGGUGGCUGGUGGGUUGUGUGAGUCUGUAUGAGGUACUUGCGAAAAAUGUGAACCCAGUUUUGUUUCUAUACAUGGACAUAAUGCCAAAGGCUUCCAGCUUUUUUCACAGUACUUGCAAGAAUUGUGCACCUCUUUUCAUUUCUGUUCAUGGAUGUAAGUACGUAUCGUAAAAGGCAUCCAACCUUUUCACGGUUGUUGAUUCCUUCACACAAUUCAUUUCCGCCAGCCUGCCAUCCUUCCACUCUUUAUAAGCACAUCGACAGCAUCACAAUUAGACACAGAGCAUCAAUUGGAGCCACAAGAACACUUGGGGAGGCAAGUGUGACUUCAAUCUUGCAGCCAUUUUCGUGUCCUAUUGUAAGUAUAUAGUUCCUUGAUGCCAUUUUCGCAGCCAUUUGGGAAGUGUUAGUGGAAAGAUGGUGAGAUGCUAUCAUCCAUGUACUCUGCAAAUGCAUCUGAUAUUUGAAUGGUUGCUUUAUCAUAAUUUGGAUUGCUCAUUCUUGCCAAUAGUAGAGUGUGCGGUAUUUAGAUUUUAGAAUCAUGCUAGCGCCAUGCAAUUUUGUCAGCUGAGAUGGGGUGUUCUAUUUUUAUUACUUUGCUUGAGGAGCAUUCAUUAUGAAUCCAGUUUUUAGGAAGUAGUAAAUCUCGGCUUGGUCAUAAGAUGUCAUAUUGUAGUUCAAGCAUAUGUAUGUAUAUAUGGCAGAAAGUUGUUUACUUCAAUUCAUUGUAAAUGUUCUCUUGCUGUAAAAGAAGUACCUACUCAUUUGUUUGAGUUGCAGGUGUGUCUAGUUGUUUGAUUAGAUAUGCAGUUUACACUAGCAUUGGAUGGGAACACAAGUCCUCACCUGAUGAGAAGAUCUGGUGAGGGUGGUGGGAGUGAGAUGUUGAUGGAAAGAUUAAAUAUCGGGGUCAUCAAUCAGGAGAAAGCUUUGAGGAAUAGGUGCUUCAGUGGUGGAGGUGCUAGAACGACACAAUGUGUUCUUAACUCUGGUGCUUGUUCUGAAACUCUUCAUUUUCAAACACAUUCCUCCAGAAAAAGUUAUGCUGACGCAAACCGUGUGUCUGCUGUCAUUUUGGGUGGAGGCAUUGGAGCUCAGCUCUUUCCUUUGACAAGCACGAGGGCUACGCCUGCUGUCCCUGUUGGAGGAUGUCACAGGCUUAUUGAUAUCCCUAUGAGCAACUGCUUCAACAGCGGUAUAAAUAAGAUAUUUGUGAUGACUCAGUUCAAUUCUGCUUCUCUUAACCGCCAUAUUCAUCGUACAUACCUUGGAGGCGGGAUCACCUUUACUGAUGGAUCUGUACAGGUAUUAGCGGCUACACAAAUGCCUGAAGAGCCUGCUGGAUGGUUUCAGGGUACAGCAGAUGCUAUCAGAAAAUUUGUCUGGGUACUUGAGGAUUAUUACAAUCACAAAGAUAUUGAGCACAUUGUAAUCUUGAGUGGCGAUCAGCUUUAUCGGAUGAAUUACAUGGAACUUGUGCAGAAACAUGUUGAUGACAAUGCUGAAAUCACUAUAUCAUGUGCUCCUGUUAAUGAGAGCCGAGCUUCUAACUAUGGACUAGUGAAGUUUGAUUACACUGGACGUGUGCUUCAGUUUUUUGAGAAACCAGUGGGUGCUGAUUUGGAAUCUAUGAGAGUUGAUACCAACUUCCUCAGCUAUGCUAUAGGUGAUACACAGAAAUAUCCCUAUAUUGCAUCAAUGGGCGUUUAUGUCUUCAAAAGAGAUGCACUUUUAGACCUUCUCAAGUCAAAAUAUAAUCAACUGCAUGACUUUGGAUCUGAAAUCCUCCCAAGAGCUGUACUAGAGCAUAAUGUGCAGGCAUAUAUUUUCACGGGCUAUUGGGAGGAUGUUGGAACAAUCAAAUCAUUCUUUGAUGCAAACUUGGCCCUCACUGAGCAGCCUUCCAAGUUUGAAUUCUAUGAUCCACAAACACCUUUCUUCACUGCGCCCCGAUACUUGCCUCCAACACAACUGGACAAGUGCAAGAUCAAAGAUGCAUUUAUCUCAGAUGGUUGCUUGCUUAGUGAAUGCACUAUCAAGCAUUCUGUGAUUGGAGUUUGCUCACGUCUUAGAUCUGGAUGUGAACUCAUGGAUACCAUGAUGAUGGGUGCAGACAUAUAUGAAACUGAAGAAGAAACUUCGAAGCUACAUUUAGCUGGGAAGGUCCCAAUUGGGAUAGGAGAGAACACAAAGAUAAGGAACUGUAUUAUCGACAUGAACGCGAGGAUUGGGAAGAAUGUGGUGAUCGCAAACAGUAAGGGUAUCCAAGAGGCCGAUCACCCGGAAGAGGGAUACUACAUAAGGUCCGGAAUCGUGGUGAUCUUGAAGAACGCAAUCAUCAAGGACGGGUCAGUCAUAUAGAUAAUGUGCGCCUACAAAGCAAGAGCCUGCAGUGCUAUUAUAUUGAUGGAUUGUGUAACUAUGGUGUGGGAACUGUUGCUUGCCAUAAAGUCUGCAAAGCUUCCGGGUGCAAGAUGCGUGGCCUCUGGCAUCCAGUUUGUGUUCCUUAUACCCUUGAUAUUGCUAGUACAUGUACUGUAAUAAGCUGCCCGGGAAGUUGCAGCAAGCCUUUUAUGUACCUUUGUAUUCCCAUUGGGAAUUCUAUUCGAAAAUAAAUACAAAUCAUAUUGGUGUUAGAAUCA
Molecule: messenger RNA, 5836 nt
Organism: Setaria italica (foxtail millet)
Lineage: Eukaryota; Viridiplantae; Streptophyta; Magnoliopsida; Poales; Poaceae
Product: glucose-1-phosphate adenylyltransferase large subunit 1, chloroplastic/amyloplastic
Exons: 15
Coding region: 3999-5555 (518 amino acids)
Biological process (GO): glycogen biosynthetic process
Molecular function (GO): glucose-1-phosphate adenylyltransferase activity
Source: RefSeq, a predicted model, not a curated record